Eremothecium cymbalariae DBVPG#7215 is the source of this 891-nucleotide messenger RNA. It is a transcript of the gene NIT3, whose product is annotated as putative hydrolase. Gene Ontology annotation, cellular component: mitochondrion. Bases 1 to 891 code for a protein of 296 amino acids. The transcript has a single exon. Gene Ontology annotation, molecular function: omega-amidase activity. Lineage: Eukaryota; Fungi; Ascomycota; Saccharomycetes; Saccharomycetales; Saccharomycetaceae. The record is from RefSeq and is a predicted model, not a curated record. Gene Ontology annotation, biological process: L-glutamine metabolic process; oxaloacetate metabolic process.
AUGAGAAACAUGUCUAAUAUUUUAAGAUCCAAAAUAAAGGUUGCAUUGGUGCAAAUGUUGGGUUCGACUCCCGAUAAGAUGGCGAAUUUAGCGCAUGCGGCUACGAUGGUCGAGAAGGCCAUGACUGAUCAACCGGAGACUAAAUUGCUAGUAUUGCCUGAAUGUUUUGCUGCACCUUACGCUACGGACAAGUUUAGAGAGUAUGCUGAAGUUGUCACUUUGGAAGGUGUUGGGUCACCAUCCGUUCGUAUGCUUUCAUACUUGGCACGCAAAUGGAAGGUGACACUUGUUGGAGGUUCUAUUCCGGAGCUCGAUCCGCAGACCUCAAAGGUUUACAAUAGUUCUUUGGUGUUUGGCCCGCAAGGUGAUCUCAUCGCGAAACAUCGCAAGAUACAUCUUUUUGAUAUCGAUAUUCCAGCUGGUAUCACUUUCACGGAAAGUGACACCCUAUCCGCCGGUGACAAGCUUACUGAAGUGAAGAUGGACGAGGGCACAUUCGGUGUCGGUAUCUGCUAUGAUAUCCGUUUCCCCGAGGUGUCUACCAUUAGUGCCAGAAGAGGUGCCUUUGCCAUGGUGUAUCCCGCUGCUUUCAACACCUUUACCGGACCGAUGCAUUGGCACUUGCUAGCGCGCUCCCGCAGUAUUGAUAACGAGAUAUAUACCAUAUUUUGCUCCCCAGCACGCGAUCUCAACAGCAACUAUCAUGCAUACGGACACAGUCUUGUUGUUAACCCUCGCGGUGAGGUGAUCGCAGAGGCGGGAGAAGGUGAAGAAAUCAUUUAUGCGGAGCUCGAUCCAGAGCUUAUUACCCUAGUGCGUCGAGCAAUCCCAGUCACAAUACAAAGACGUUUUGAUGUCUAUCCGGACGUUAGCAACCUGCCGCCAAAAUAG